AGAUGAUGAAUGUAUCUGUUGUAGAGUAAAAAGAAUUUUUCAUAAAGGUUCUAAAGCUUCUUUCAACAAUCAAGAAUUUGAGAUAGAGUUUAAUAACAAAGUAGAUAAAAAAUCAAUAAUUUCUAUAACACAAGAAAAAAAUAGAUUACUUUUUAAAAAAAGUAACAGAUACUAUUGGCGUCCAGAGUUUAAAUUUGAUAGAACAAAAUUUAUUUUGACAGAUUGUGAGAACUUCGAUGGUAUGGAAGCAGAUAUUAUAGUUUAUCCAGCAAUUGUUGAAAAAUUACAUGCCAAAAAUAGCAAAGAAAUUGAAAUAAUUAACCAUAAACAAAAAUAUAAAGAAUUAUUUGAAUCUGAUACUACAAAAAAUAAAGAGGUUAAUAUGGAUAUAGAAGAAAACUGGAAUCCACAAAUUGAAUCUAGCACAUCUCAUAUUCAGGUUCAAGAAGAAGAAUCAAGCAAAGAAGAUUUAUCAGAUAAUAAUUCUGAUGAUUCAGAUUAUAUACGUAAAAAAAAGAAAGGAAAAACAGUUGUUGAUUCUGUUACUAAAAAUUUAAUAGCAGAAAAAGAAUCUAUAGAUUUUGAACAAGCUAGAAUUCAGUCAAAUUACAUAGAAUUAAACAACAAAUCACAAGAUCCAGAAGAAUUUUUGUCAGAAUCAGAAUUGUACGAAUCAGAUAUUAUACUUGAUAUCUCUGAAGAUAUGCCAAAAAAUACUAAGAAAUGUAAACAGAUUGAUGAAAAUAUUCAUCAAAAUUUUGAACAAAAAAACAAAGAUAAUCCUGAAUUUAAACGGUUAAAAAGAUUAUUUAAGUAA
Messenger RNA from Dentiscutata erythropus, 817 nucleotides. The record is from the annotation of a GenBank genome assembly. Lineage: Eukaryota; Fungi; Glomeromycota; Glomeromycetes; Diversisporales; Gigasporaceae.